This is a messenger RNA of Hibiscus syriacus, 535 nucleotides long. RefSeq names its product glutaredoxin-like. Gene Ontology annotation, molecular function: glutathione disulfide oxidoreductase activity. Gene Ontology annotation, cellular component: cytoplasm. Gene Ontology annotation, biological process: cellular response to oxidative stress. NCBI's taxonomy places the organism in Eukaryota, Viridiplantae, Streptophyta, Magnoliopsida, Malvales, Malvaceae. The transcript is spliced from 4 exons. The record is from RefSeq and is a predicted model, not a curated record. The coding region runs from base 67 to 393 and encodes 108 amino acids.
UAUCACCCAAACAGACAUCUUUAUUUAUAAACCGCCAUCCUCACUUCCAACAAGCAAGAUAUUCAAAUGGCACUUGACAAGGUCAAACACAUCGUUUCCUCCACACCCGUUGUUGUCUUCAGUAAAACCUAUUGUGGUUAUUGCAAAAGGGUUAAGCAGCUGCUUACUCAGUUAGGAGCUUCUUACAAGAUCAUUGAAUUGGAUGAAGAAAGUGAUGGUGGUGAAAUGCAAGCAGCUCUGGUUGAGUGGACUGGGCAGAGGACCGUGCCUAAUGUGUUCAUUGGAGAUGCACAUAUUGCGGACUGUGAUUCUGUUAUGGCCAAGCAUCAAGCAGGUCAGCUCGUGAAUCUCCUCACAGAUGUCGGCGCCAUUAAUGUCAAUCUCAAUGCCUGAGUCCAAACCUUUAUGAAGAGAAUAAAUAGCAGUCUUCCUUCCAAUGAUAGCCAAUAGUCAUGUCUACUCAACUGGUGAAAUAAUGAUACUACAGUUUGGUAUUUCUGAGACUGCGAAUGCUACUUUAGUAUUGGUGCUGUUA